Daucus carota subsp. sativus is the source of this 1164-nucleotide messenger RNA. Its product is annotated as putative F-box protein At3g16210. The transcript has a single exon. The coding region runs from base 1 to 1164 and encodes 387 amino acids. NCBI's taxonomy places the organism in Eukaryota, Viridiplantae, Streptophyta, Magnoliopsida, Apiales, Apiaceae. Gene Ontology annotation, molecular function: protein binding. The record is from RefSeq and is a predicted model, not a curated record.
AUGGCGACGCUUAAUGACAUACCAGAAGGAUUGUUGUUGAAGAUUUUUACAGCGCAACCAGUGAAAUCCCUGUUGCGCUUAACAAGUGUUUGCAAAUUAUGGUAUCAACUCAUUAACAGUGACUUCUUUGUGAAAUCACAUCUCGCAUAUCAAAAAUCAUCCUUAUUCACAAACAAAACUCUUUUUAUCCGUCAUAGAGGUUCCUACUCGACAAAUCUCGUCGAUGGCGAACCGUCUAACAAUGUUUUCGAAUCUCAUGGAUAUGACAUGCUGCCUGUCCAUAGCGAAUUUAAUCCCAAUGUUCGUUUAAGGUGUUACGGAAUUUGUGAUGGGUUGGUAUGUUUGUCGCAUGGUGUAGGCAAGUUACGUGCCUGCUGUCCCGUUUAUUUAUGGAAUCCCGGAGUCAGAAGAGUUUUAGUACUUCCUCCGAUGGUUAAUGACCCCGAUCAACGGGUUUUUAAUUAUUCUUAUUUGUGUUUCGGACAACAUGAGGGGGAUUACAAGGUAAUCAGUGUUGUUCCUAUGGGUGGGGUGUACAAAGUUUAUGUCUACAGUCUGAACCAGGACAGCUGGGAUUUGCUAGAAUUUUACGACGAAAGUAAACAGACCAGUAACUUUGAUAUCUGGCCACACGUGUGGGCCAGGUUUGUCAAUGGCGCUGCAUAUUUCGUGUCAGGAUUCAGCAGACCAAAUAGGGGAAUUGUGUGUUUUGAUCUGAGUCGUAAGGUCAUCAGACGAAUGAAUUUGCCUCACAAUGACUUCUGUGUCUACAAUUUUUUAAUGGAAGAAUACCAGGGCUCUAUAGCUCUGAUAGAGAAUGACGGCGAUGAUCAUCAGGUGGACGUGUGGGAAUUGAGAGCGAAUGGCAACGACAACUCCUAUCUAUGGAAUAAGAAGUUAAGUAUGACACCCGAAACAAUGGAUACAGCUAUGGGAAUGGGAACACAUUUGGGGGCUUUUGGUUUCGUCAACAAGGACAAAGUUGUGCUCUGGAUGACUGGUGGUACCUAUUCAGGUUAUAAGUAUUUCCUGCUUAAUCUUGAGAACAAAUCUGUACAACCAUUUACAAUUCCAGAGAGAUAUUUCGGUCAGUUGGACAGACACGUAAAUGUAUUAUAUGAUCUGACAGAGAGUCUUGUUCUACUCGCCAAAAAUACCACUUAA